UUGUGCUGCUGGGUGGAGUUGUGUUGAUGUGUGUGAUUGUUGUAGUUGAUUAGCAAUCAUCGCGAAAAUGAAUGUAAUCGAUCAUGUGCGGGAUAUGGCUGCUGCUGGCCUGCAUUCUAACGUUAGGCUGCUGAGCAGUUUGCUGCUGACCAUGAGCAACAACAACCCGGAAAUGUUUUCACCGUCGCAGAAGUACCAGUUGCUUGUCUAUCAUGCUGAUUCACUUUUUCACGACAAGGAAUACAGAAAUGCUGUCAGCAAAUACACCAUGGCCCUCCAGCAAAAGAAGACGUUAACCAAGACUUCCAAAGUGAGGCCGUCUACUGGAAAUACAGCCACCACGCCACAAAAUCAGAGUCUGCCUUCAGAGAUUGAAGUCAAAUAUAAGAUGGCAGAGUGUUACACCAUGUUAAAGCAGGACAAGGAUGCUAUAGCCAUUUUGGAUGGAAUUCCUUCACGACAGAGAACCCCAAAGAUCAACAUGAUGUUGGCCAAUUUGUACAAGAAGUCUGGUCAGGAGCGUUCAGCUGUCACAAGUUACAAGGAAGUUCUCAGGCAAUGCCCGUUAGCCCUUGAUGCCAUCCUAGGUUUGCUGUCUCUAUCUGUAAAAGGUGCUGAAGUCGCAUCCAUGACUCUCAAUGUCAUCCAGAGUAUUCCCAACUUAGACUGGCUUUCUGCUUGGAUCAAAGCAUAUGCUUUUGUUCACACUGGAGACAACACAAGAGCUAUUAAUACAAUCUGUUCUCUCGAAAAGAAAUCUUUACUGCGAGACAACGUGGAUUUGCUUGGAAGUUUGGCGGACCUCUAUUUUCGAGUGGGCGAUAAUAAAAAUGCUAUUCUGAAGUUUGAACAGGCACAGAUGUUAGAUCCCUAUCUCAUCAAAGGGAUGGAUAUUUAUGGAUACCUGCUUGCCAGAGAAGGACGGUUAGAGGACGUAGAAAAUCUUGGUUGUCGACUGUUCAAUAUAUCGGAUCAACAUGCAGAGCCGUGGGUGGUCUCGGGGUGUCACAGCUUUUAUACCAAGAGACAUUCCAGAGCCUUGUAUUUGGGAGCCAAAGCUAUCCAGUUAAACAGUAAUAGUGUCCAAGCUUUGCUUCUGAAGGGGGCAGCCCUGAGGAACAUGGGAAGGGUACAAGAGGCAAUUAUCCACUUUCGGGAAGCAAUCAGGCUGGCCCCCUGCCGCUUAGAUUGUUGUGAAGGUCUCAUAGAAUGUUACUUGGCGUCCAACAGCGUUCGGGAAGCCAUGGUAAUGGCCAACAAUGUGUACAAAACCUUAGGAGCCAAUGCACAGACCCUGACUUUGCUGGCAACAGUGUGUCUGGAAGAUCCAGUGACCCAAGAGAAAGCGAAAACCCUUUUGGACAAAGCUCUUUUACAAAGACCGGAUUAUAUAAAGGCAGUGGUGAAGAAAGCAGAGCUGCUCAGUCGAGAACAAAAGCACGAAGAAGGAAUUGCCCUUCUGAGAAACACUCUUGCCAAUCAGAGUGACUGUGUCUUGCAUCGCAUGCUGGGAGACUUUCUUGUGGCUGUGAAUGAGUUUCAGGAAGCGAUGGAUCAGUACAGCAUCGCCCUAAGCUUGGAUCCUAAUGACCAGAAGUCCCUUGAAGGAAUGCAGAAAAUGGAAAAAGAAGAAAGCCCAACAGAUGCCACUCAGGAAGAAGAUGUGGAUGACAUGGAAGGGAGUGGAGAAGACGGAGACCUAGAGGGUAGUGACAGCGAAGCUGCCCAGUGGGCAGAUCAGGAGCAGUGGUUUGGAAUGCAGUGAGCUCUGUGGGAAGGAGGCAUUAUUCACAUAGUUUGUUAUUCCUCUAUAUUUAUGCUAAGAAAAAUCUUAGCUUACAGAACAGUGACUUCCACACCAAGGUGGAGCUUAAAGAUAGCAGCUUCUGUGGCACAUUAUGAGAGCCAUAUUAUGUACAGGUCACGAGAAGCAUUGUGCCUAACAGAGUUUUUGCACUCUCCCUUUGGUAGGAGGCAUAUUCCUAGCCGUAAUCCAUCAAACAUUUUGAUUAUGAGAAGUUUCCAUCUCUCAUCAGUAGAGAGAUUUUUAAAGGCCGACGUGUAACGCUUCUGUUACUUAAAGCCGUUUUCCAAGACUUGUUAAAAGAAAAGUGCGUCAGCGCUGGCUGAACAGCUUUCCAUGUUUCAUCUGUGUUUGCUACUUGGAUAAAUCCCCAAUUGUAGUGUGUUAAAUCGCUCACUAUGUCAUAAACCAUGUAAAAUCCACCGUUAAAAGUUCAUCAUCAUGCUAUGACUGGCUGCCGAUGAUCGGUCUUCUAAGUUUCUUUGAAUUGUUUUGAAUCGCCCGCAAGAUCUAUUUUCCCAUUUUCUUGAUGCUGUAUCGACUGGUUAAAAAUAUAUAAAAGUUACAGGUUCCAUUAACUUAAUCAUUUAGGAUUCUAUACCUUCUUUAAAGGUAAAACAGAGUAACGCCUAGAAUCAAUAAUUUUUGAUGGUCCCAAGCAGAUGUUUUUCUGUACAUAACCCUGACUUCUGUCUAAAGUGAAUGAAGUAACGUCAUUUUUUUUCAUAAAUAUAUACAAUCCUCCUCAGUAUGGUUAGCCAGAAUUCUUUCCUACAU
Messenger RNA from Spea bombifrons (plains spadefoot toad), 2581 nucleotides. RefSeq names its product anaphase promoting complex subunit 7 (gene ANAPC7). The record is from RefSeq and is a predicted model, not a curated record. Gene Ontology annotation, biological process: cell division. Gene Ontology annotation, molecular function: protein binding. Bases 68 to 1765 code for a protein of 565 amino acids. NCBI's taxonomy places the organism in Eukaryota, Metazoa, Chordata, Amphibia, Anura, Pelobatidae. The transcript has 11 exons.